CUUCACUCCAUUCCUCGCUUCUUGCCGCCAGAGGCUUGAGACAGAGGAAAAAAAGAAAAAAGAAAAAACUCAUCUGUUACUCUCCCACCAUUAUCUCUAGCACUUGUCUACUUUCAUUUCUGCGCCAUCGCACCAGGAUCCUUGGGAGCACUCCUUUUCUCCUCUAACUUACUGCCUACAACCGUUUCCGCCUGAUCGUGCGUGUCUCAACCCCGCGGGGUCAUGGAUUACUCCGUCAAUCUCCGCCGCAAGGAUACCACCAAGGGCCCUCCCUUGAGGAUCCUUUCGCUAGAUGGUGGCGGUGUCCGGGGCUAUUCCAUGCUUAUUAUCCUUCAAGAACUCAUGUACCGUGUAUACGUCGAAUGCGAAGGAAAGGCACCUCGUCGUGAGGACAUUCCCAAACCAUGCGACCAUUUUGAUCUCAUCGUUGGCACCGGAACCGGCGGUCUCAUUGCCCUCAUGUUGGGCCGUCUCCGCCUUGACCUCGAAACCUGUAAGGAAGUCUACGUGCGCAUGACCCGCCGGGUCUUCGAAACCGACAAAACCAUUGCCGGCAUCCCAUUCCGUUCCACCUUAUUCAAGGCCUCCAGGCUCGAAGAGGCCAUUCGCGAAUGCGUCCGUGAACAUACCGUUUUCGAGGCCGAGGGGAAUGACAUGACCCCCGGCAGCGCGCGCAACUCACUCGCCGGUGCCCCCUAUAGCCCCAAUGCGGUCGCCAUUCCGCAGCGCUCGGGCAGUCGCGCUAGUUUCAGCACCACCAGUACGGCACACUCGUCCGGUCACCAUAGUCAUCGCAAUUCGACAUUUGUGAACGGCUUGCGGUGGGGAAACCCGGAUGCGUUAUUGUAUGACAAUCGGGAAUAUCGAACCAAAACCGCGGUCACCGCUCUCUACAAAGGUACCACCCGGAAUGGGUCGUCUGUCAUGCUCCGUUCAUACGAUUCCCGCAAAGAGCCCCCACCCGAGUUCAAUUGUACAGUCUGGCAGGCCGGUCGGGCCACCUCGGCCACCGGGAUGGCUUUCAAGCCGAUUCAGAUCGGCCAGCACGUGUUUAUCGAUGAAGGGGCCGGCACCUACAAUCCGGCGCCGCAGGUAUUGGACGAAGCGACGGUGAACGAGUGGCCGGGCCGUGAGGUGGGUGUUUUCGUCAGCGUCGGGACCGGCAAGCGACCGCCCGGCACAAACAACCGCCAACACGAGUGGUGGGAAGAUUUCUUCGGGGAUGCGCUGGGGUCGUUCGCGGAGGCACGUCGGCGACUGAUCGCCAAAAUCGAGGGCUGUGAGGAUAUUCAUGUGGCUAUGCUGCGCGACCAUCUUUCGAAGCGCAACGUGAGCCAGGAUAAUUAUUACCGAUUGAAUGUUGAGGUCGGAGUGGGCGAGUUUGGCAUGAACGAGUGGAAUCGCCUGGCGGACAUCAGCACCAAUACCAGGCGUUAUUUGACUCGACCGGAGGUGAAGCGACAGAUCCUUGAUGCCGGAGUCAAAUUUGCCAAAAUCAACCGACAGCAUCGACGUCUGGCCGACCAUGCGGCGGCUCCUGGAGGGAAUGACGCAGGCGAGGAGACCAGUUCCAUCCUGGGCAGUCCCGUCCUGUCGGUGCAGCCUCCGUUGCCCCAUCCGAUGGCGGUGGAAUUGCCUGCCGAGUUGCCCGGCGAUUUUGUUUUACGACCGUUGACGGCGACCGAUGAUACACUCCCCGCGCACCCGACACCGCACGAUGCAGUUCUGGGGUCCCCGGCGCGUGGCUCGGGCAGUGAUCUGGCCAGUCCGAGUCCCCAUGGAUCUUCGCGGCCUAGUUUUGAGCUACCGUCGCAUCAUAACGGGGAAGAGAUGCCUCCACCCGUGCCGCCAAAGACCCCCAUCCCUUAUCCUGACCAUCCCAGUGAACUUGGCGGGAUUCCCAUGCCGAUGCCGACAGUGAUGCCUCCGGCGACGACGAAUAGUGGCCACGGAUAUCCGGGGGCAGGCGGGAAGAUCCGACCGCCAUAUCCUAUGGAUGAACCUCCCGUGGUGAACAAGCAGCGGAAACCGAGUUAUCAUGUUCGAUGAGCAAAUGAUUCUAUGAUAUGAUCUGCUUAAAUACUUUAUGGGAUGGAGAAAGGGGGGCUGAGGUUAUGGCGUCAAGAUACCCACGAGAGAAGAUGUCCCGUAAGCAUAGUGGAGGAUGGGAGGCCGGAGGAGUUUGAUUGAGGAUCUGAUGAGGACUUGAUGAUAUUGAAUUGAAGGAUACCCUAAUUAAUGAGUGAAUGAAUUCC
Messenger RNA from Aspergillus uvarum CBS 121591, 2255 nucleotides. Its product is annotated as putative Patatin-like serine hydrolase. Gene Ontology annotation, biological process: arachidonate metabolic process. The transcript is spliced from 3 exons. Bases 223 to 2049 code for a protein of 608 amino acids. Gene Ontology annotation, cellular component: membrane. NCBI's taxonomy places the organism in Eukaryota, Fungi, Ascomycota, Eurotiomycetes, Eurotiales, Aspergillaceae. The record is from RefSeq and is a predicted model, not a curated record.